Molecule: messenger RNA, 549 nt
Organism: Melampsora larici-populina 98AG31
Lineage: Eukaryota; Fungi; Basidiomycota; Pucciniomycetes; Pucciniales; Melampsoraceae
Exons: 2
Coding region: 1-549 (182 amino acids)
Source: RefSeq, a predicted model, not a curated record
AUGUCAGCUCAAGAAUUUGCAAACAACUGUAACAACACAGACCUACCACCAAAAGGGACAGCACUGACUACCGUCAUGUCAGAACAAAAUGAAAAGGAACAAUCUUCGAGUAAAACACGUGGAGGAAGAAAAGCAAAAGGAAAGAAAACGGAAAUUAAUAUAGAAGUUAGACAAGAAGAUAGUGGAGGUAGGAAAGAAGAUGGAGAUAGAAGAAAUGAUGAAGGAGGAGAAGAAACAAACGAAUUAGAAGAGAAAGAAGAUGGCGGAAAUAGAAUGGAAGGAGUAGAAAUGGAAGAUGACAGACUUAGAGAUGGAAAUUUACGAGAAGAUAGACAAGGUCUUGGUCAAUUCGAACAUUUGAUAAAUGAUAAUCAACGAGGAUUAGUAACAGGUUUAGUCUUUUCCGAAAUAAUCCAACAUAUCCAAAAAAAAGAAAAAAAAGUGAUCGAGGUCAUGAGUCUUAGUUAUAAAGCAGAAAGACUGAUCAUACCUAGAAUUAGUUUAAGACGUGAUAAAGGAAACCUAACAGAGGUUGACCUGAAAAGAUAA